AAAGAAAUUAGAUUUUAGCUGUUAUUUUUCCGAGUCACCUGAACAAUAUUAGAUAACAAUAACAAUAUAUGAUCUGUUUUGAAUUUCUCUAUUGAAGGAAGAAAAUGUCAUCUUUGACUUUGGUGUCUUUAACCGAAGAGUGGAUUAUAAAGAAAUUGGGAUUAAACCGUCAACGCGUUGGAGAUGUCCGCUCACUGAGUAUCCCUGGUAACCACAAGGAGAAAAUUGGAUAUCUGGCAAAUGGACUGUACAAUUUUGAGCGUCUAAAAUCUCUGAAUCUUUCACAUAAUUCAUUAGUCUGCAUUGAGGGUCUGCAAUGUCUGAAACAUUUACAGAGCCUAAAUUUAUACUAUAACUGCAUACCUUCCCUGGAAGAGGUAAUGGUUCUCUUUGAGCUGCCACUUUUGAGAUAUCUUGAUCUGAGACUCAAUCCUCUGGGUAGGACUGACCCUUACUACCGACCUUUUUUGGUGCAUAACAUGAUCAGUCUGCGGAAUUUAGAUGGAUAUGCGGUCAAAGACGAUGAGCGCAAGUCUGCCAAGAGGAAGUAUUCUCAUCUAAGAAGUCGUGAUAACCGCCAGGCGUUAUUGGAUCACCUCAACAUGAAGCUCUCCCAAAUGAAUGAGACUAAUCUCAUUAAACUGAACCACUUUGCUGCCAAUCACAGAAGCCGCAUUCACUCGUCAUCUCAUCAGAAGCCCCUGACCAAACCGGCAGCUUUGGCACGAACAGAAAACAAGCUGGCACAAGCAGAAAACAAGCAGCAGGGUAGUUACAGGAAGCCCUUGCAGGAGCUACUGGACAUCAUGGACAAACACUGGGUGGGAGAGAAAACUCUGGAACUUAACACCAACUUCCUGACUCAAAUUGUCCAGAUCCUCUCCAUGAUGGAAAACCACAUCACUUCCCAGGAUGCUGAGGUCAAGACCUUAAAAGAGGAAAUGGGCGAGUUGUGUAAUUUUGCGAAUGUACAAGAGAAAGAACACAAAGCUGAAGUGAACAAGUUCAUUGCUGAUUUGGAAGAACUCAACGCCCAGCUCAGAAUGGCCAUGGAGGAGAACGUCGCUCUUCGAAAAGAUUUGUUGAAGUUCGAAAAAUUGCAACACAAACGCCAAUGGCGGAGCAACCUGUCACUUGCCCCACCAAAAAGGCUUGAAGAAAGGUGGAAGAGCUGAAGGAGGAGUCGGAAGAUCUGAGGAGAAAAAUGAAUAUCCUCCACCAUCUUUGUUUUGCCGAUAAAAU
Syngnathus typhle (broad-nosed pipefish) is the source of this 1242-nucleotide messenger RNA. RefSeq names its product centrosomal protein 72 (gene cep72). Gene Ontology annotation, molecular function: protein binding. NCBI's taxonomy places the organism in Eukaryota, Metazoa, Chordata, Actinopteri, Syngnathiformes, Syngnathidae. The record is from RefSeq and is a predicted model, not a curated record. The transcript is spliced from 10 exons. Bases 105 to 1175 code for a protein of 356 amino acids.